AUGCAAGUCUGCAUCUUGCCAGUACCGGUAUCCCCCCCUGGUGGAAAUCAGUCGGCGGCCGGCACCACCAACCCGAUCCGCCCGUUCUUUGAGUGGUCGGCCCUUGGAGUGAGGUCAGUGGCAGGCCGUGGUUUGGCGCCGUCUGGGACUGCCAGCUGGCAACUAAAGUGCGCCGCCUUGGCCAGGCUCGCCCCGACUUGUCCGGCCGCGCUGCGUUUGCUCUUUGUCCGGAACUCUUCUCCCUCUUCCAUCAUCCAACUCUCCCCAUCGCAAACCCUCGAAUUCGAGUCCAACAUCGACCGUCUCGCGCCGGAUUCUAUUCCCCUUGCUUUUUUUUCUUUUCUGAUCCCUCCCCCCAACACGCGACCAGCCGGCGGAGCCUGUGUUCGCUGUCGCAAAGGCAAGACAAAGUGCGUCUAUGAUCGCGGUCCUGGCAGCCCGUGCAAAAACUGCUCCAAGGGCAUGCACGACUGCUAUCUCCCAUCCGAGAGCGCUGCCCAUCACAACGGCCAGAGUCCUGCUCGCCACGCCAACCCGUCUCGCCCCUCGCGCGACAGUCUCCCGGCCUCCGGGUCCGGGUCCUCUGACACCAGGCAAGCCGUUGUGGGCUCCAGUGGUCCCAGGCAUAGCCAGACCAGCUCCGAAAAGCUGACCCCCGAGCUCGUUGCCGAGUGCGAGCGCGUCGUCUCCAAGACCUUCCCGGCUUGUGUCGCCUUCCACAAGCCUUCCUUUGUCCAGCAGCUCAAGAAUGCCUCGCUCGAGUCGACUCUUGUCUACGGCCUCUUGGCCUGUGCCUCUCGGAGCUCCCCAAGCCUCAUCCGCCGCUAUGGCUCCUCGACCCAGGCCGCUGAGACGUACGCCGCCAAGGCCAUGACCCUCAUCAACGGCAACCUGGACCAUCCCAACCUGGCCGACAUACAGGCCCUCUGCCUCGUCAUCAUCCAUGAAUGGGGUUCGCGCAAUGCUGUCCGUGCCUACACCUAUCUCGGCCAGGCCGCCCGCAUGCUCCAGAUGUAUCGCAUUCUCAACAGCCACCAUGCUGGCGAGAGUGGCGACCAGUGGUUGAGAGAUGAGAGCUGCCGCCGAACUCUUUGGCUCAUCUACAUUCUUGACUGCCUCCUCACAAGCACUCCUGGUCGCUUCCCCGCUUUGACUGCGCAGGAUACCGCCACCGCCUCGUUGCCUUGCACGGACAUUAACUUUGCCUUUGGCAAUGCCGUCUACGUCAAGUCACUGGUUCAGUACCUCAACCGCGACACUACCUCGCCUAGCCAUGGACCCACCGCCGAGAUUGGCGAAUAUGGCUAUAUUGUCAUUGCCGCCACUCUUUGGCGUGACGUCGUCGGCAUGCUCACCACUAGCCCACUCCAUGGCUAUGAUGAGGAAGACUGCUCCAGUCUUAUUGCCAAGAUUGAGGACCUUCGCGCCAACUUGCCAAUGCAGUACGUCGACAAGCCUGGCCAGAUCUCCUUGCAUAUGACCAUGGGUUCCGGCUACACCUUUGCCAUGCUACACUGCCUUUUGCACUGCGCCACCAUCUUUGUUCACCGACGACGCCUGCUUCAGGACGUCUAUGCCCAUGGCUUCAAUGCCGAUACCUACCGCAUGAGUGGCCGUGGUCACGACAUUGUCGAUCGCAUCUUUACCUCGUGCCACGCCACUCUUUCGCUGCUCGGUUCUGUUGAGUCGGGUGCUGAGAAGGAGCAGCUACCGUGCUUCCCAAUUUUCAUGCUCUUUUCUGCCUUUACCGCCAGCGCUACUGUGGCUUAUCUCUCUCUCAAGGGCCUCACUCCCAAUAAUGCUGUUGAGACGGCUGCCCAUAUUGUUAGAGACGGUCUCCGAUUUAUGGCCGAUGGCACUGACAACUGGCCUCUGAUGGCUAGCUGGCUCCGACACCUCACCGUUAUGCAGCGUGUUCUCAAUAAUGACGCCGCCGCCGCUCCGGGCCGUGCCAGCUCCAACGCCAUCGGCGGUGUCAAAGACGAGAUCUCGUCCAACGCCGACUCGAACCCCGAGGCAAUGGACUACGACCAAAGCAAUGGUCAGCAGCACGCCACACCCCGCUCCGUUGGCGAACAUUCGCGCGAAGAUAGCGAGCCUCGCACCGUCACCAUUCCCCGUCGACCCGGUGUCACCACUAUCAAUGGCCACUCGAGUGGCGUGGCUACACCCAACAACUCGACCCCGCCCCCCAACAGCGUACCUCAAGCCACUAUGCACGAGGCGAAGCCUCAGAGCCCCGCCAGCUCCAACAGCGGCUCUUCGCAGGGUCAGGAAACGCAGACCACUGCUACCAGUCAGGAUAUGACGGCACCCGAGUUGUGCGCUGCUUUUGAAAGGCAGCUGCUUGAUCUAGAUGACCUGGCUGCAUUUAUGGGUGGCGGUGUCUAG
This is a messenger RNA of Cordyceps militaris CM01, 2391 nucleotides long. Its product is annotated as chitinase 1 precursor. Gene Ontology annotation, molecular function: zinc ion binding; DNA-binding transcription factor activity, RNA polymerase II-specific; DNA binding. Gene Ontology annotation, cellular component: nucleus. The coding region runs from base 1 to 2391 and encodes 796 amino acids. The record is from RefSeq and is a predicted model, not a curated record. The transcript has 6 exons. NCBI's taxonomy places the organism in Eukaryota, Fungi, Ascomycota, Sordariomycetes, Hypocreales, Cordycipitaceae. Gene Ontology annotation, biological process: regulation of DNA-templated transcription; DNA-templated transcription.